UUUAUCAUCUCAGAAAUGCAGAGACUUCCAAAAAACUACCAGGGAAAAAAGGAGGGACUUAGGACCCUGGGAAGAAGCCUGUAGCAUCACUUUCUCCCUCUCCUGUGUGAGUGUGUGUGUGUGUGAGUGUGUGUGUGUGUGCGUGCGCGCGCUGCUCGCCCCUGUAUGUGUGUGUUUGUGUGUGCAUGUGUGUGUAUGUUACCCUGUUCCUUUUCUGCCAAGGAGUAGGUUAAGAAAUGCCCAACUUUUGUUCUUGUCUCUAGAUAAAUGUCAAAGGGCUGGCCAGGGCUCCGGAGGGAGGAGGGAGGACUAGAGAGUGUGGGGAGGAGCACGGGCAAAAACAAGCAUUGAGGGUUGAGGGGCAGUCGGAAGGGAGGAGGGACACGCGCCUGGACCGGGCACUGCCUCAGCAACCGGUGGGGCUGCUGGUGGGUGCAGCUCUGUCUGCCCGCACCUGUGUGCGCCGGGGCUGCAGAGAGCCAACUGCUGCUACCAGUGCCGGAGGGAAACAGAGGGAGGACUAGACACCCGGGCCUCUGGGCUGGGGGCUUGCCUGCCACUGAGACGGGGUCUGCCUCUGGUCUCUAAGAUGUCUGGCAAACUUCUCCUGAUAUACCUGGCCAUCUACCCGGCCCUCCAAAUCAGCACUGACAGCGCAGAGGAGUACGACUAUGAUUACCUGGGCGUCAAUAAGACCUGGGUCCUGACUCCCAGGGCACAGGAGACUGAUGCCACCCAGAUCUUGAAUACUCUUCUGAAGGACUAUGACAGCAAGCUGAGGCCUGACAUUGGAAUUAAGCCUACGAACAUCGAUGUUGAUAUCUAUGUGAAUAGUAUUGGGCCCGUUUCUGUCAUCCAGAUGGAAUACACCAUUGACAUCUUCUUUGCCCAGAGCUGGUAUGACCGCCGCCUUCGCUUCAAUAGCACCCUGAAAGCCCUAACUCUAAACAGCAACAUGGUAAGCCGCAUCUGGAUCCCCGACACCUUUUUCCGGAACUCCAAGAGGGCCGACUCACACUGGAUCACCACUCCCAAUCAGCUGCUGCGCAUCUGGAAUGACGGGAAAGUUCUCUACACCCUUAGGCUGACCAUAGAGGCGGAAUGUCUCCUCCAGCUCCAGAACUUUCCAAUGGACACCCACUCCUGCCCUCUCAUCUUCUCCAGUUAUGGUUAUCCAGCUGAAGAGAUCGUUUACCGUUGGAGGCGCUACUCCAUUGAAGUAUCUGACCAGCGCUCUUGGAGGCUCUACCAGUUUGACUUUACGGGACUGCGAAACACAUCUGAAGUCCUUCGGACUGGCGCUGGAGAUUACAUGGUCAUGACUGUCUCUUUUGACCUAAGCCGGCGGAUGGGCUACUUUGCUAUUCAGACCUAUAUCCCUUGCAUAUUGACGGUGGUGCUCUCCUGGGUUUCCUUUUGGAUCAAGAGAGAUUCCACCCCAGCUAGGACAUCCUUGGGGAUCACCACCGUGCUCACCAUGACCACCCUGAGCACCAUUUCCCGGAAGCACCUCCCCCGUGUCUCCUAUGUCACUGCCAUGGACCUCUUUGUCUCUGUGUGCUUCAUCUUUGUCUUUGCUGCCCUGAUUGAGUAUGCCACACUCAACUACUUGGUGGGGAACAGGAGGCUGCUGGCGGGCAGCAGCAACCGAAGAUCCAGGCAGCGUCCUGCCAGCACCGUAGCCAGUGCCAGAGCCGUUGCCAGUGCCAGGGCCAGCCCCAGGGCCAGCCCCAUUGCCAGUGCCAGUCUUGGUGCCACCAUUGGUACCAAUCUUGGUGCCAGCCCUGGCACCAGUCUUUGUGCCACCGCUAGUCUUGGUACUGGUGCCAAUCUUGGUGCCACUGCCAGUCUUGGUGCCACUGCCAGUCUUGGUGCCACUGCCAGUUUUGUUGCUGGACCUGGUGCGACUUUUGGUGCUGGUGCGACUUUUGGUGCCAGUCCUAGCGCCACUUUUGGUACCGGCCCUGGUGCGACUUUCGGUGCCAGCCCUUCUGCAGCUUUUGGUGCCAGUCCUGCUGCUGCUUUUGGUGCCAGUCCUGCUGCUGCUUUUGGUACCAGUCCUGCUGCUGCUUUUGGUGCCGGUCCUGGGGCCACUUUUGGUGCCAAUCCUGGUGUUGCUUUUGGUACCAGUCCUGGUGUUGCUUUUGGUACCAGUCCUGGGGCCACUUUUGGUGCCAGUCCUGGGGCCACUUUUGGUGCCAGUCCUGGUGUUGCUUUUGGUACCAGUCCUGGGGCCACUUUUGGUGCCAGUCCUAGUGUUGCUUUUGGUGCCAGUCCUAGUGUUGCUUUUGGUGCCAGUCCUGGGGCCACUUUUGGCGCUAGUGCCAGUCCUGGGGCCACUUUUGGUCCUGGUACUGGUGCUAGUGUCAGUAGCAUGCCUGCCUUUACUGCCAUCACCAUCACCAGCAGCAUGCCCUGGGGCCCUGAUAGAGUGGAGGAAGAAGAGGACGAUGAUGAUGAGGAAGAGGAAGAGCAGGAGGAGACCACUUGCUGCCCAGGGAAGGAGUGCCAGCAGUUCUUCUGCUGCAUUGAGGAUUGCCAGAGGGGUACCUGGAGGGAAGGCCGUGUCCGCAUCCAUAUCUCCCGCCUGGAUACCUACUCUCGCGUCUUCUUCCCAACUGCGUUCCUGCUCUUCAACAUUGUGUAUUGGAUCGCCUAUCUGUAUCUCUAAAGGCCCUGUUUCCAUGGGGAGGGGCCGCCGAUGAUGAUCUGGAGGGGCCCCCCAAAAUCAUGGCUAAGGGGAAAAAGAAGCAGCUGGAAAUGUUGUCUUGUAUCUUUUUCGCUGUUCCCCAGCUAACCCUUCCGGGAUCUUGCUUUUGCUUGAUCUUGACUGCAUCCUUGUCCCCUGGGGUGACCCAGACACCUGCUGAGAAGGCUCCCUGUCUCCCCCUUUACAGCUGAGAGAGCCCCAUGUGCCCUCGUUCCUCUACCUUGUUAUAUCUUGAUCUUGGUUGAUAGAACCUUGAACAAGUCCCAGACUUCUCAUCAGAUUUGGAAUGACAACCUAGAUUUGAAUUCUAGCUCUCCACUUACUACCUGUGUGACUUUGGGCAAGUCAUUUCACCUCUCUGCCUGUUUCCUUUUCUGGAAAAUUGGGGAAUGGGAUUAGAUAACUUUUGAUCUUUGGAUCUGUCAAAUGAGGGUAUUGGUCUAGGUGACUGGAUAGCGAGAUAGAAGAACCUCAGAGGCCACUUAGCUCAACCCACUGAUCCUAUGGAAGAGAAAACAAAGGCCCCCAGAGGAGAACAUCCGGGUCAAAGUUACACAAAUAGUAAAUGGCCAGUGUUCAGAGCUUGCUCCUCCAAAUGCAAAUCCACAAUGUUCCUGAGUGAGCCCCAGAGUCCCUUCCAGCUCAGACAGUCUAGCAUCCUGAGGUCUUGAGUGACCCAAAGCAGAGGGGAGGAGCCCGGGAGAAGCUUCCCUCAUAGCUGUUUUACUUCUAAGACUGAAAGGCAAGAAGGUACAGGGUCUUUGGUAUGUUACUGAGGCAAGCCCUGCCUGGGUCCCACUGAGAGUUAAGCUGAAGGGUUAGAUCCACCUUCAUCUAUGGCUUUCCCAAAUAAGCAUUUAUGCCCUAAAGCAAACCAGACACUGUCGUCUUGAGGAUUUGAGGUUCUUAGAGCCCAGCUACCCACAGUUCUCCCCAGAAUUAGGCAUUAGGGCCCCCCUAUCCUGCCAAAUGUGGGCUGCUAGUCUACAGCAGCUGGCUCAGCCAUUCAGGUGCAGAAUACCCCCAAAGGACCCUCAUUCCCAGCUUAGUCUCAAAGGGCCUGGUAGCCCCAAUGCUACACCCUGUUAGGUAGCUGGUUUUCCUGGUCACACAUGGAGGGCCAUCUGGCCAAGUUGAGGGGAGGACACCCGCUACAUGGCUAAAGGUAAGAUUAGAUGCCUCACACAUCAUCUUGCCCAAUUCCAAAAUUUUCCAGAUGAGGAAACUAAAGCUCAGAGAGGUUGUGGGAUUUGUCCAAGGCCACGCAGCUGGUCAGUGGCAGAUCCAAGUUGGUUUGGAUACUGUUGAUGCUAUGGCUAUCCCUACUACCAAUUCUACCCUCCCCUGUCCUGUCUACCCUUCAAAGUCCCAUAGGCUGGAGGGCCUCCAUGAAUGUGAGCCUUCCCAUAAUCCCUUGCAGAGGAACAGGGUCAAUGUCUGGCCUUCACUGGAAAGCUCUCGUCCCCUGUAUCCUCUCUGCCCUCUCCCCCCACUAGCCUGGCUCAGCAGCUAGUAAAGUUUGGUCAGUGUAAGCUUUUGCUGACGUUUCCUCAAUUUUUCCUUCUAGUUCAACUUCCCCCUCAGCACCCUACCACCACAAGGAUGGGGGUAUGGAAGCUUUCUCAGACUCUAGAUAUGGUUUUAAGUCACUUGGGUCAUUUCUGUUUUAUCCCCUAAACACAGCCCACUUUGUAGUGCCAACCCCUGGCCCAUAGCCAAGCACAGCAGAUAACCAGGCCUCAAGCACCACCUACCAUUUGGCUUUCUCUCCAGGGGCAGAAUGACAUGAACACCUCAGCUCCUUUCCAUCCAUGGAACUCAUCCUGCUUUCCCAGGUAUCUCUACCUAUAUGAUCUCCUUUGAGUCUCUGCCCCUGAGAGAGGCAGGCAGGGACCAUCCUCCCAUUUUCUAGACAAGAAGACUGAGGCCAGAUGAGAGGAAGCCACAUAGUUGAGCCAAUGGCAUCAUGGGGCAAUGCCUGUUGUCACCCUUCUGAGACAGGCAACAAGGCCAGGCAUCUGGAGUGUUCAUGAGCUUAGCCAGCAGCCACUCCAGCUGCCCCAAAUCACCAAUUUGCCUAACCGUGGCACAAUGAGAUUCCCAUUUCAGCAUUGGCCAGGGCACAGCCCAAGCCCAGCCCUCACAUAGUGCCUCUGCCAAGGCAGGGACACUGACCUACAAACCAAGGAUUCAAAUUGAGGCUUUGUAUUCAGCAGAGUCACCCAAACAGCCUCCUCUGGUUCUGGGUCCCCCAGCAGUGACCUUGGAUGAUCCCUAAUGCUUAUGAGCUGUGAAAGAAAUGUA
This is a messenger RNA of Dromiciops gliroides (monito del monte), 5014 nucleotides long. Its product is annotated as gamma-aminobutyric acid receptor subunit gamma-4-like. The record is from RefSeq and is a predicted model, not a curated record. Gene Ontology annotation, cellular component: neuron projection; synapse; postsynapse. Bases 590 to 2671 code for a protein of 693 amino acids. Gene Ontology annotation, biological process: signal transduction; monoatomic ion transmembrane transport; regulation of postsynaptic membrane potential. The transcript has 10 exons. Gene Ontology annotation, molecular function: benzodiazepine receptor activity; transmitter-gated monoatomic ion channel activity involved in regulation of postsynaptic membrane potential; GABA-A receptor activity. NCBI's taxonomy places the organism in Eukaryota, Metazoa, Chordata, Mammalia, Microbiotheria, Microbiotheriidae.